UCAAUAAUCCAGUGAAAAAUUGCGGCAGAUUCAGUGAGAAGCUAGUGAAUGGAAGGAGUUCCUUACAAGGAUAAAAAUGACCUUUGAAGAAUUUUGUGGAGGUCCUUUCUGGGACGACACCCUAACAUGGCGCAAAGAGGACCCGGAUCUGACGUUCUGCUUCCAACGGAUCAUCCUGCAGUGGGUGCCGUGCUUCUUCCUGUAUGUGUUCAGCGUGUACGAAGUGUACGGCAUCGUCGUUAGCCGCUACCGAGACAUCCCCUGGAACUGGCUCAAUGUGACCAAGAUGGUGUGCACCUUCGCCUUGAUGGUGCUCUCGUGGAUCGAUCUCGGGAUGGUUGUGAACUAUCAGAAUCAGGAGGACGUUUUCGACGUUCAAAUUUUGGUUGCGAUUUUUAACGCGAUUGCCUACAUAUUACUGCUGGUGCUGUACUACUUCUUCCGGAAGUACGGAAUCCGCACCUCGGGAACGGUAUUCAUCUUCUGGUUCCUUAAAGCCUUCUUCGGCAUCAUCCAGAUGCGAACGGAAGCAAUGCUGCAUCAGGCACGGGACACGGCCAUCGGCGCUAGUGGCGUAGUCGUCUUCGCGGAAUACCAAUUCGUAAGCUACACCCUGCAGUACGCGUUCUGUUGCCUGGUGCUGCUGCUGGAGAUUCUUCCCGAUCAGGAACCUCGUUACAGUGACCAUCCGAAGGCCGUCAAUCCGAGUCCCGAGUUGAGAGCGAGCUUCUUCGCGAAGAUAUUGUUUAUGUACUUCGACACCUUUGCAUGGCGUGGAUUCCGGAAGCCGUUGAACGAUGAGGAUAUGUACGAUUUGAAUCCGGAUGAUACUUCGCGAGAGCUGGUUCCACCAUUCGACAAGUAUUGGUACGAGAGUGUAGAGCGGGGUCGCAAGAAGCAGGUAGCCGCCGAUAAGAAAGCUGGCAAGGUGAAUCCCGUGUAUAAGCCUCAUACGACGACGAACGGCUCAGUUUUACCAGCGAUGGUGAAGGCUUAUGGAGGUCCGUUUUGGUUUGCUGGGUUGAUUCAGAUAGGAAUUUCCGGGCUGCAGUUCGCUUCACCUUAUUUGAUGCAGGAGCUGAUGGGUAACAUUGCCAUGAGUGGUCCAUUCUGGUUGGGAAUGAUGAUAACAUUCGCACUGUUCUUCAACUCGCUGCUGAUUGCACUGUUCAACGGUCAGUACUUCAAGAAAACCUUCACCGUCGGGUUCCGUAUUCGAACGGGCUUGGUCAGUGCCAUCUACCGGAAAGCUCUGCGGAUAUCCAGCUCGGCCAAGAAAGAAACCACCGUUGGAGAAAUUGUCAACUUGAUGGCUGUCGAUGCGCAGCGAUUCUUCGAAUUGACGUCCUACAUGCACGUACUUUGGUCUGCUCCGAUCAUCAUCGGUGUUUGUAUUUUCUUGCUUUACGAGAUCCUGGGACCGGCUGUAUUCGCUGGUUUGGGAGUGAUGGUGAUCAUGAUUCCUCUAACCGGAUUCAUAGCAAAACGGUUGCGUGAUCUGCAAGUAGCUCAGAUGAAGAUCAAAGACGAGCGAGUAAAAAAGAUGAACGAAAUUCUUAGCGGAAUGAAGGUGUUAAAGCUGUACGCUUGGGAGCCAAGCUUCCAGUCUGACAUCGUAUCUGUAAGAGCAGAAGAAAUCGACAUUCUACGAGGCAUGGCCUACUACGGAGCUGCAACGUUCUUCGUAUGGAGUAUGGCUCCGUUUCUUGUAACUCUAGCAUCAUUCGCCGUCUUUGUUAUGAUCGAUGAAAACAAUAUCCUGGAUCCUCAAACAGCAUUCGUAUCACUAGCCCUCUUCAACAUCCUUCGAUUCCCAUUGGCUAUGUUCCCAAUGAUGAUAACGUUCGCCAUGCAGGCCUGGGUUUCAAUCAAACGAAUCAACAAGUUCAUGAACAGUGAAGAACUGGAUCCCUCUAAUGUUACCAACAACCGAAGCGAGAAUGCUCUAGCGAUCAACGACGGAACGUUCACCUGGGGCGAGGAACAACCGACCUUGAAGAACAUCAAUCUGACCUUGGCGAAGGGUAAACUUUCGGCUGUUGUAGGAAGCGUCGGUACCGGUAAGAGUUCACUGAUUUCGGCAAUACUUGGAGAGAUGGAAAAGAUUAAAGGUACCGUCAAUACGGAUGGCUCGAUUGCUUACGUUCCGCAACAGGCCUGGAUUCAGAAUGCCACCCUGAAGGAGAACAUUCUUUUCGGGAAGCCCUUCGACGCCCAACGGUACGACAAGGUUCUGGAAAGUUGUGCCUUGAAGCCGGAUCUUGCUAUGCUACCGGGUGGAGAUAUGACCGAAAUCGGUGAGAAGGGUAUCAACCUGUCUGGAGGUCAGAAGCAGAGAGUUGCCUUGGCUCGCGCUGUCUAUGCUGACUCACAAAUCUACCUGUUUGAUGAUCCUUUGAGCGCGGUUGAUGCUCAUGUUGGAAAGCACAUCUUCGAAAAGGUCAUCGGACCUAACGGAAUGCUCGUAGGUCGAUCGAGACUGUUGGUCACGCAUGGAAUUUCGUUCUUACCUUUUGUGGAGGAAAUUUUCGUCAUGAAAGAAGGUGAAAUAUCAGAAAGUGGUUCUUACCAAGAACUACUGGAUCAAAAGGGUGCUUUUGCAGCCUUCCUCACCGAGCACAUUCAGGAUCUGGACGAGGAAGAUGAAGAAAUUCAGAUGAUUCAGCAAACCUUGCAGGACGAUAAAUCGCGGAACAUUGUGCAGCGAGCGAUGUCAACCCGUUCAAGUGGAAGUGGAGGCAGUGGAGGAAGCACCAGGAGAAAGAAAUUCAGCCGACAAGAGUCAAGAGUCAGUAAUUCGGCGAAGGAAGGAGCUCCAACAACUCCAGCGAAGGGGACAACCUUGAUAGAGAAGGAAGAAUCGGCCGUCGGAUCUGUCGCAUACGCCGUGUACCUGAAAUACUUCAAAGCUAUCGGGUGGAAUAUGGCUUUCUGGGCGAUAGCAUUCAGUGUUGUGAAUCAAGCUUCGGCUAUCUACGGCAACAUCUGGUUGACAAAUUGGUCUGAGGAUCCGGAAGCUGCAACAGAUUCUUCAGUACGUGACAUGUACCUCGGAGUGUACGGUGGUUUGGGAGGCGUGCAAUCGCUGUCGCUCCUGUUUGCCUCGAUUGUCCUUGCCCUAGGUUGUCUGAAGGCUGCCAACACCAUGCACAACAAUUUACUGGAGAGUACAUUCCGAAUGCCGAUGUCGUUCUUCGACACAACUCCUCAGGGUCGAAUCAUGAAUCGGUUUUCGAAGGACGUAGAUGUUGCCGAUAACACCCUUCCACAGUCGAUUCGAAUGUGGCUGCUGAUGUUCUUUAACGUCAUUGGAGUGUUCAUAGUAAUCGGUAUAUCGACCCCGAUUUUCCUCGCCGUCGUACCAGCGUUCAUGGUCAUCUACUAUAUAAUUCAGCGUUUCUACAUCGCAACUUCUCGGCAGCUAAAACGUCUGGAGUCGGUAACGCGGAGUCCGAUCUACUCCCACUUUGGGGAGACGAUUACUGGUCAAUCUACGAUUCGAGCAUACAAUCAACAGAAUCGGUUCACUCAGGAAUCGGAGAAGCGAGUCGACUACAACCAGUUGAUGUCUUAUCCGAGUAUUAUCGCUAACCGGUGGUUGGCCAUUCGUCUGGAAAUCGUGGGAGCUUUGGUGGUAUUCUUCGCAGCAUUGUUCGCUAUGUUGAGUCGAGACACUAUCGGAGCUGCUAUGGUUGGCUUGUCAAUCACUUAUGCGCUGCAGAUCUCCGCUACUUUGAGUUUCUUGGUGAGGAUGACUGCUGAAGUAGAGACCAACAUUGUAGCUGUCGAGAGAUUGGAAGAAUAUACCGUUCUUCCGAGGGAAGCCGAAUGGCAAAAGGGAACUGUAGACAAAGAAUGGCCUCAAACGGGCAACGUAGACUUCAACGACUACAAAAUUCGUUACCGAGAAGGUUUGGAUCUGGUUAUUCGAGGUAUCUCUCUGGGUGUCAAGGGUGGAGAAAAGAUCGGUAUCGUGGGUCGAACCGGAGCUGGAAAGUCUAGUUUAACCCUAGGCCUGUUCCGUAUUGUUGAAGCAGCAGGAGGAAAAAUUUCCAUUGACGGAUUGGACAUUUCCCAAAUGGGUUUGCACCAGUUGAGAAGCCGUUUGACCAUCAUUCCUCAGGACCCGGUUCUGUUCUCUGGUUCGCUUAGAAUGAACGUUGAUCCGUUUAAGAGUUACUCGGACGAUCAGGUGUGGAAGGCCUUGGAACUCUCCCAUCUGAAGUCCUUCGUUAAAGGCUUGACCGCAGGCUUGGAACACGAGGUAGCCGAGAAUGGAGAAAACCUUUCCGUCGGACAGCGCCAGUUGAUCUGUUUGGCCCGUGCUAUUCUGAGAAAGACCAAGGUUCUGAUUUUGGACGAAGCUACAGCGGCAGUCGAUUUGGAAACGGAUGAUUUAAUUCAGGUAAAUCCAUACACUCUCACAGAUGAAAAAGUUCUUACUCUUUUUUUCAAAUUCCAGAAAACAAUCCGGACGGAGUUUGCCGACUGUACGAUUCUGACGAUCGCCCAUCGUUUGAACACCAUUUUGGACUCGGAUCGGGUUCUGGUGCUUGACAAGGGACUGGUUGCGGAGAUCGAUUCGCCGCAGAAUCUGCUGGCCAACAAGAAUUCUAUCUUCUACGGAAUGGCGAAGAACGCCGGCAUCGUGAGCUAGAAUGACAAGCGAAAAUGUGAUAGAAUCUCUACUGCUGCUGCUGCUGGAAACAAAGGAUAAGAAGCCUACUAUGGAAGUGUUUGGACGAAUUCGCCGAACAGCUCACAAUACUCUUCGCACAUGUGCAUAUGCUAAGUGUUUCGGAACCCUUUAAAAUAUGGCUUAAUAUCAAAAAGUAUUUUAAUUGUAGUGAAUUAUAAUAUUCGCAAAUAAAGUAUUAACAAACCA
Messenger RNA from Uranotaenia lowii, 4885 nucleotides. Its product is annotated as multidrug resistance-associated protein 1-like. Gene Ontology annotation, biological process: transmembrane transport. Gene Ontology annotation, cellular component: membrane. The transcript is spliced from 5 exons. Lineage: Eukaryota; Metazoa; Arthropoda; Insecta; Diptera; Culicidae. The coding region runs from base 77 to 4657 and encodes 1526 amino acids. Gene Ontology annotation, molecular function: ATP binding; ATP hydrolysis activity; ABC-type transporter activity. The record is from RefSeq and is a predicted model, not a curated record.